This is a messenger RNA of Triplophysa dalaica, 3184 nucleotides long. RefSeq names its product DEAD (Asp-Glu-Ala-Asp) box polypeptide 54 (gene ddx54). Gene Ontology annotation, molecular function: RNA helicase activity; ATP binding; RNA binding. Bases 93 to 2645 code for a protein of 850 amino acids. Gene Ontology annotation, cellular component: nucleus. The record is from RefSeq and is a predicted model, not a curated record. The transcript is spliced from 20 exons. Lineage: Eukaryota; Metazoa; Chordata; Actinopteri; Cypriniformes; Nemacheilidae.
AAACUUCACACGUGUCUGCCGUGUAUUUUUCUUCUCGUCGGAUUGUGUGAUUAUAGUAUCAGAAACAACACAACAGUGCCGAUCCGACGGCGAUGAUGGCGCAGCGGAAGAAGAAACUGAUGAAGAAGAAGAGGAGCCCGCACGCGCACAGAGAUCAGAUCGAGUCUGAUGAUGAACAGAUCCUGAAAGAUGAACAAGACACAGUCGGUCGGAGGCUUUCUCGCUUCCCUACAUCAUCUGAAUGCGUGUCUGACGCCGAGCCCGACACCAGAGAACUCAUCAGAGCCCAGAACAAGAAGAAGAAGAAGUCUGGAGGAUUUCAGUCUAUGGGUCUGAGUUAUCCCGUCUUUAAAGGUGUGAUGAAGAAGGGUUAUAAAGUCCCCACACCCAUCCAGAGGAAGACGAUUCCUGUGAUUCUGGAUGGGAAAGAUGUGGUGGCCAUGGCUCGGACGGGCAGCGGUAAGACUGCAGCGUUCCUCAUUCCCAUGUUUGAGAAGCUGAAGGGUCCACAGGCUCAGACGGGAGCUCGAGGUCUCGUUCUCAGCCCCACCAGAGAACUCGCUCUGCAGACUAUGAAGUUCACUAGAGAGCUGGGGAAGUUUACAGGUCUGAAAACAGCGCUCAUUCUCGGUGGAGACAGCAUGGAUGAUCAGUUUGCUGCUCUUCACGAGAACCCUGACAUUAUCAUCGGUACACCUGGACGUCUGAUGCAUGUCGUCAUGGAGAUGAACCUGAAGCUUCAGUCUGUGGAGUAUGUGGUGUUUGAUGAAGCCGACAGGCUGUUUGAAAUGGGGUUUGCGGAUCAGCUGCAGGAGAUCAUCAGACGUCUUCCAGACGCUCGUCAGACGCUGCUGUUUUCCGCCACGCUGCCCAAACUGCUGGUGGAGUUCGCCAGAGCCGGCCUCACAGAACCGGUUCUUGUUCGACUGGAUGUGGACUCAAAACUAAACGAACAGCUGAAGCUUUCAUUCUUCCACCUGCGGCUGGAUGAUAAGCCGGCUCUUCUGCUUCAUCUCUUGAGAAACGUGGCGAAGCCGCAGGAGCAGACAGUGGUGUUUGCAGCGACCAAACAUCACGUGGAGUAUCUCAGAGAGCUGCUGACGGUGGAGGGCAUCGAGUGUGCUUACAUCUACAGCGCUCUGGAUCAAACCGCUCGUAAGAUCAACAUCGGACGCUUCGUCCACAGGAAAGCCAUGGUGCUGCUGGUGACGGAUGUGGCGGCUCGUGGUAUCGACAUCCCCAUGUUAGACAACGUCAUCAACUUUAACUUCCCGUCUAAAGCUAAACUCUUCCUGCAUAGAGUUGGUCGUGUGGCGCGUGCCGGGCGAGGGGGCACGGCUUACAGUCUGGUGUGUUCAGAUGAAGUCCCGUAUGUGUAUGAUCUUCAUCUGUUCUUAGGUCGACCCGUGCAGCUGGCCAUCCCCGAGCACACGCAGGACUCUGACGGCGUGUUCGGUCGGGUUCCUCGGAGCAUCCUGGACGAUGAAGAAUCGCAGCUUCUCGCGGCUCACGAGAACUCUCUGGACCUCGAGAACCUCAGACGUGUCUCUGAAAACGCUUACAUGCAGUACCUGAAGUCUCGGCCCAGCCCAUCGCCGGAGUCCAUGAAGAGAGUGAAGAACACAGAAUUUUCCUCAGUGGCUGUUCAUCCUCUGUUGGGUUCUGGACUCGGGCAGACGGAGAUGGACAGACUGGUGAUGGUCGACUCCAUUAAAGGAUAUAAAGCCAAAUCUACGAUAUUCGAAAUCAACUCCAACAAUAAAUCAAACGCCAGCGAGGUGAUGCGAGCCAAGCGGUCUCGAGACAGUCACCUGGUUGACAAAUUUUUGAAAGCACGAGCGGAGGUGACGGCAGAGACAGCUGUUACCAUGGCAACCGGAUCCGUAACAAAACCCACUGAGGAAGAAGAUGAGGAGCGCGAAGACCUUCAGAACUUCUUCUCUGACGUAGUCGGAGGGAAAAGACGAAAGCAGGACGGUGAAACAGACAGACCUAAGAACAAAAAGAGCAGAAGAUCAGGAAAAGAUGAAGAGUUUUAUAUCCCGUACAGACCCAAAGACUUUAACUCCGAGAGAGGGUUGAGUCUCGGGGGUGACGGAGGCUCUUUUGAGCAGCAGGCAUCUUCUGCCGUUCUGGAUCUGAUGGGAGAUGAGGACAACACUCUGACUCGACACAAGAGCAUGAUGAAAUGGGAUCGCAAGAAAAAGCGUUUUGUUCAUGACACGGGCAAAGAGGAAAAAAACAAGAAAGUCAAAACAGAGAGUGGUCAGGUGGUGAGCGGCAAACGGAAGAAAAAGAACUUUUAUGACGAAUGGAAGAAGAAGAAUAAGGUAGAUGAUGUUUCAGAUUCAGAUGAAGGGACCGGCGGAGGGAACAGAGGGAGGAAAUUCGGUGGGGGUCGAGGGAGACCACGAGGACCGCCGUCCAAACCAAACGCGCAGCAGAGCGGGUCAAGGGUUCGAUCGGAGCUGAAGAGCCGCGAUCAGAUCUUAAAACAACGCAAACGUAAAGCCAAGCAAGAGUUCAUGCAGUCCGGCGGGAUGAAGAAACUCCGAACUAAAGGACGACGACGCGUGCAGGAGGUCAUGAAGUCUGGGUUCGGCCGCAGCGGAUCCAAGAAAGGAAAGAUGAAGAAGAGACUUUGAGUCCAAUAAUAAAACUGAGAAUACGAACAUUCAGAAUUGAGUUGAAGAAGACAGGCUGGACAAUGGAUGUAUAUUAUAUACAGGACAUCUGUUUAUGUGUGUAAAACAUUGAAAGAAUGAAUAAUAAAAAAACAAGAACACUUUUAUUAAAAACAUUGCCUGCUGCCUAAAACCUCAUUCACAACAUUACAGUAAAAUAAUGUUCCAGGUUUAGCUAAAGUAGUUCAUUGUCACAUUUGAUCACUAUUACAGAAGCUUCAUAAUAGACAACAUUUAUGUGUGUGAUUAAUGUAAAUCUGAUCUCAGAUCAGACUGUAAUCUAACAGGAAACAAGAAGUUAUUUUUUACAAUAUAUUUUUAUAUUGUGAACAUGAAGCUCAGAUUGACUAAAUCCUCUCAGAAUCUUUGUGAAUGAUAGAUGUCGAGAUGUAUUUCUACACGAGAGGCCAGAAGCAGACAAAAAUAUAUCGAGUUGCUUUGUUUAGUUGUUAAGAAAUUGUGUUUGUUUGUUUGUAUGCUAGUAAAUCAACUUAAGUUUA